Papilio polytes (common Mormon) is the source of this 3422-nucleotide messenger RNA. RefSeq names its product mitochondrial sodium/hydrogen exchanger 9B2 (gene Nha1). The record is from RefSeq and is a predicted model, not a curated record. The transcript is spliced from 13 exons. NCBI's taxonomy places the organism in Eukaryota, Metazoa, Arthropoda, Insecta, Lepidoptera, Papilionidae. Gene Ontology annotation, biological process: proton transmembrane transport. Gene Ontology annotation, molecular function: antiporter activity. The coding region runs from base 162 to 2483 and encodes 773 amino acids. Gene Ontology annotation, cellular component: membrane.
UUUUUAUCAGUGAUAUUUACGUUGAAUCUAAUAUCUUAUCUGAAACCUGUCACAUAAGAAAAAGACCAUUUCCGAUCAAAUUUGUUUCGAUUGUCAGCAUCAGUGAGCACGAUGAUAAAAAGUGAAGUAGCUAUUACGCCUAUUAGUUAGAUACAGUGAAGAUGAAAACUCGCGAGCUUCGGCCGACGAAACUAAGUCAAAAAGGUACACGUAGUCCAAAGUUGGAUAAGCGGACCGCGAAACAAGAGGUACGGCGUUCGAAAAAUACAUCGACACAAAUCCCGACCCCCGGUAGCCCGCGGGAAAGGGCCAAGAGGUCCGGGAUCGAGGCCGUCAAACUACACCUGCAAGCCACCGGAGGCACCGGCAGGACUUCACGUUCAGCCACAUCGGUUCGAAAAACGAGCAUCCGAAUGACUGCAAUUAAAGAAUAUCCUUUCGACCUUAGCGAUUUGCAAAAGCAAAACGCAGGAGGCGAGCAACGACGCGCGCCGGAACUCAACCCCGAGCAGCUGCCCCUUCCUGCGAUCGCGCCUAUAACCGCUACGGAAACCGCUCCCGCUGAAGGCAAGAGAAAAGUUUCUAUUAUGGCUGACGAAAAAAGCAAAGACAGAGAAAAUCUGCCAUCAGACAGGAAUGGCCGGGUGUCAGCGCAAGCGGAAGGGCCAUCGCGCCGCAAGAGCAAUCUACACAAUGCCAUGGCGGCCGAAAUGGACUCCUCAUGGGAUCGGCCGGCACACAUCGAGGGCAGGUAUAAAAAAUAUUCAACAACUUCUUCCGUAUAUUCCAAGAAAGCACUAUCUCAUCAAAGCGAACAUAUCGAAAGGUCCUGGUGGUACGCCUGCUGCCAGAAGUGUCAUCAAGAGGACUCUGGGACUCCCUCCUGGGAGCCACCGCAUUGGCAAAAAAUUUGUCCCUACCCACUAUGUCCAUCUUACAGACAUUUUGCUCAAACACUUUCCAUAUUUUUAAUUGGUAUUUUGGUAUGGGUGAUUAUCUGGAUAGUGAUGGGAGAGACGGCGGCGCCGGGCGGGCAGUUGUUCACACUCGCUGUGCUCACUAUCGCCGCAUACUUCGGCGGCUGGGUUAUGGUCAAAGUGACCACGCUGCCCGCCCUCAUCGGAAUGUUAAUUGUUGGAAUUGUAAUGAAAAAUAUUGGAUUCGUGAACUUUAAUGAAAGCUACGAGCACGUAUGUUCUUACAUAAGGAAAAUAGCUUUAACGAUUAUUCUUACCCGAGCUGGUUUGGAUCUCGAUCCGGUCGCAAUGAAAAAAUUCUUCUUCACCGUUAUAAAGCUUGCUCUAAUACCCUGGACAUUUGAAUGCGUGUUGUGCGCAGUGAUGGCCAAUUUACUACUCGGCCUACCUUGGGAUUGGGCGUUCCUACUGGGCUCGAUAAUAGCGGCGGUAUCGCCGGCUGUGAUCGUGCCGUGCCUAUUCCGGCUGCGUGGCAAGGGCUACGGUGUCUCCAAGGGCAUCCCCACGCUGGUGCUAGCGGUGUCCGGCGUUGACGAUGCGGCCAGUGUCGCUGUCUUUGGCAUCGUCUCCUCUAUCAUGUUUGGAAGUUCUUCUAUAACGAUGAAUAUCAUACAGGGUCCAUUCAGUGUGAUCGGUGGGAUAGCUUUCGGAGUCGUUUGCGGCUACCUCGUGAAAUACAUUCCGGAGAGAAAUGACGCUUUCCUAGUGCCACUGCGAGUCCUGCUUCUACUUACCGGAGGUCUCAUGUCUGUUUUCGGAUCGGAAGAAAUCGGUUGGGGUGGAGCUGGCCCAUUAGCCGUUAUUGCGUUCGCAUUCGUCGCGUGUAAGAACUGGGCCGAGCAGGGAUGGGAACUUGAGGACAAUCCUGUUGCAACCGCAUUCGAAAUUUUCUGGAUGUUCUUCGAACCGAUGCUGUUCUCUGUCACUGGAGCACAAGUUGUUAUUGCAGAUUUAGAGCCGCAUCUAGUGCUAGUUGGUGGCGGUAUCCUGGUGACGUGCGUGGUGCUGCGCGCUAUCCUGACAAGCGUGUGCGCAGUGCGCAGCAACCUCAACAUGAAGGAAAAGGUGUUCGUCGGUCUCGCCUGGAUGGCCAAAGCUACCGUACAGGCCGCAUUAGGUCCUGUAGCUUUGGAUGAAGUUCGCAAGAUGGCGACCGCCGACGGCCAGCCCGUGCCCGAGAUGCUGCAGUACGCGGAGACAGUGCUGACCGUGUGCAUCAUGUCCAUUGUGAUCACCGCCCCCCUCGGAGCCAUGGUCAUCACUAUAACUGGGCCCAGACUGCUCUCUAAAACUACCAAGCCUCCUGUUUUGGAAGGUUGGCGACGAUCACAUCGUCCAUCUAUUCGAGACAUAUCCAUCAUCGAUGAAGAAGAGGUCGCUGAACGCGAAUGCGAGGCAGAAGCCAACCACUCAUCACCAGAGGACAGUCCCGCAGCGCCCAACGCAUACAGCAGCCCCACGCCUGCGCCAGUGCCCGUCACCGUACAACCUAACCACCGAACUUGACCGCUGCCACCUCGGCACAAUUCUCUUACCGUCCAUUGUACUUAUUCAUUCCACAGCACAACUGCUUGUUCGAGCAACAGUUCAAAAAAUGCACAAAUAUACAUGAUUCGAAACAUCCGUUAUUUAAAAUCAAAUAACUACGUUAUUUCGAGAUUCGUUUUGUUAUUUAGGAUUUUAAAUCUGUUGAUACUUAGUACGGAGUACUUAAUGAGUUGCGAUAGAGCACGUACAUUUAUUUUAUCCGCAGCUAUCGCAUAACAAGCGUUGGAAACGAAUUAAACAAACUAUUUGUAUUCAAAACUACGAACUUAAUUAGCUGAUGUGAUAAAUGUGUAUACUAAUGUUUAAUGGAUUAGAAUAAACCUCGCCUUUACACUUUUAUAUUAGGUAAUGUUACCAUUUGAAAAAAAAGUUUGAGUAUUAUUUAAAGUAAGUAUCUUUUGUUGUAAUUAUUUGUUAUUCGCAUAGUUCUUGAUAAGUAAUUGUUAAAUGAGAUCAGUAUUGUUGUGACAUCAGCAUUAAUCUAACGUAUGUUUUAAAUUUAAGAAACUUGUAAUCGAUUUAUUUUAAGAAUAAUAUACCAAUUAGUAGUUCCUUAAUGCGUCGCAUUGUACUUUUGUAAUGUAUACUUAAAUUAAUCAGAUUUGUAACUUAGUAAUGAAAAAUACAUCUUAUUCGGUUCAUACGAAGUACCUACCUAAUAAAUUUAAGGCCAAAUAAUUUAUUAAAUAUACAAAAGUCAUGAAUAUUCAAUCGUUUUAUUCACGAUCUUUUGCGAUUUAAUAUUUAAAAAAAAAAACACUAAAUUAUAUCCAAUUUAACGUAAUUCUUGGGACCAAUUAUGUAAUUAAAACAAUCCCUGUGAUUUAUUAUAACCUGGUACAAAGAUGUAACUUUUUUAUUAAUAUACUUCAAUGUUUUUAUAAAUAUGUGAUCCUA